ACGUGACAUAAGAAAUGUCAGAAUGGAGUUGAAAUGCGAUGGUAAAUUCAAUUGUUUAAUUUCGGUAAUAAUAUGUUUUCUUUUAUCGGUCACCUACGUGGGGAGUUUAUACAUAUGGAGAACGGCACAGAACAGAGACCACCCAGAUGUCGUGAAAAAAAGAUUCAUAAGUGUACUUAUAAUGUUUUUCAUAUCCCCAAUCUUUUUGUAUAUUGGAAUCAACAAAACUAUAUUAGAUCAGGUUCCUUUGAAUAUCCUAUUAGGACUGAGGACUAGUGGUUUACUGCAAGCAGUAUUCAUGCCAUGGUUCUUGACGAUGAUCCUCUUUUUAGGACCUCUCGCAAUGCAGACUUGUAAUGGAUAUCUAAAGAUAUACACAGAACCAAUGCAUUGGAUCUCCAACUUUAAAAACAUACUAUGGAUUAGAAAUUUUUUGGUUGCUCCUUUGUCCGAAGAAUUUACAUUUAGGUCAUGCAUGAUGCCAUUGCUAUUGCAGUGUUUUCCUCCAAUGACUGUUGUUUUUACAGCACCGCUGUUUUUUGGAACAGCUCAUUUUCAUCACCUUCAAGAAAGAAGAAAGAUGAAAUUCUCACUGAGAGAUGCUUUAAUGAUCUCUUGUUUUCAGUUCGCUUUCACUACGUUAUUUGGGGCCUAUUCUGCAUUUAUCUUCUUAAGAACAGGCCAUUUCGUCUCAAUCUUCGUAGUUCAUGCAUUUUGUAACCACAUGGGUUUCCCUAACUUCGAGGAAGUAGCAAACUAUAAGGGCCCUAAGAAAAUUAUUAUCAUUUCCUUAUUUUUCGUAGGUUUAAUCUCUUGGAGCUAUCUGUUAUACCCAUUGACGGAACCUUCUUGGUACCAUAACGAAUCUGUGUGGAAUAUAACUUCCAGUUGAUAUCGAUUUAGGACUUAAAAGAUUAGUCAAUUUAUCAUAAACUUACUGCCAAUUUAGAACAUUAUCAACUGUGUUAGUGAUCAAAAUCUUUACUUCCAAUAAAUGUUUUCAAUGACUAUUCCAUUUGAAUGAAAGAGAAAAAAUUUAAGAUGACUUGUGCAAUAAAGCUUAUGUUUUCGUGUUGAAUCACCUCAACUAAUUUUAGUUAUAUUUGUAACUAAGAAUUAUGGGUUUUUAUUUACAUCACGUCAUAAACAAUUCUGUGUGUGCUUCUUUAAUGUUUUUGAUAUUUAAUUUUUAGCUAUUCUCAGGAUUGUUAGAAUGCUUUAGUUUUUGUACACAAAACUAUUCAAAAUUCAACCAAUGAAUGUUCUCAUUUCUGGGACAAUAAAACACUUUAGAAUACUAUCCGAAUUUUCAGGAAAAUAUAUUGUAAACAACUUAUUUCUGUAACACCUGUUUUCAUUUUUUAGAUCUUUCUCCAACUUGGCUGUGAUUUUUCUAAAAACUAAUGAAUUAUCAUUGCUGUGUCAUCUAUCAUAUUUGUGAAAUAAUGAUAAGUAGAAAAUAAAGCUCAUUGUGUUGUUGUGAAAAUUUCUGUAUGAAGAAGUUGUUUAGAAUGAAUUGUUGCAUAUAUGAAAUUUUUCUAAUGUUCAAUGCUAUCUGGUUAGUGUAAUAAAUGAAUUUCGUAAGACUGAA
Molecule: messenger RNA, 1591 nt
Organism: Harmonia axyridis
Lineage: Eukaryota; Metazoa; Arthropoda; Insecta; Coleoptera; Coccinellidae
Gene: Sras
Product: CAAX prenyl protease 2
Exons: 6
Coding region: 23-892 (289 amino acids)
Biological process (GO): CAAX-box protein processing
Cellular component (GO): endoplasmic reticulum membrane
Molecular function (GO): metalloendopeptidase activity
Source: RefSeq, a predicted model, not a curated record